CAAACACAGGCAGCCUUCCUCUCCUCUCCUUUCCGUAUACCUUCACAUCCAUCUGUCUGCCUCUCCUGCUGCUUGCCUUGCCUCUUUAUGUAUUUGCCUGUCGCUCCUAAACGAAGAGGUGAAUAUAUAAAUAUAAAUCUAGAUCUCGGUGAUGGAGAGCAUCGCGGACCGGGGCUUUUGCUUCCCCCCACGCAGGAGACAACACACAAACUCACCGGACAAAUAAGGCGUCAGAGGACAAAUACCGGUUCCAGCGGAAAACACCACUGUCAGCUGUCUGUGGCGCACUGAAGCUCUUUUUCUUCUUUUUUUUUCCCCCUCUCUUCAUCUUCUUGUUCUUCUUCUAUCAACACGUCUCCAUAAACAGAUGCCCUGCUCUGGAAGUUACGCACAAAACACGGAUAAAUCCUCCGCUCCAAUUUCCACCAGACGCGCUCAUCUGAAGGAUUUCUUCUGCGAGUGUGCUCCUCUCUAACGUCAGCAGUAACCUACUCAGCCCCUCUAACAAGGAAACCUCCUCCUACUCAGAUUGUGGAUUCUGAGAAAUGAGCUGCCAAUGAGUCACCUUCAAGGACAUCAGUCAUCAUUCCUUGGCCUGGGGGUCUUCUAGCAGAUUUGGCCUCCUCACCAUCAUGAAAGGGUUGGGGACCAACCGUAACAGACACCUGUCUGACUCUUGUGAUCCAUCGUCAGGACACCCAGAGGCACUCUAUCCUCAAAAGACCAGCACCCUGCCACGCAGCCCUUAUCUACUGAGUCCCACAAUGGACCACUACGGCACCAUGGACCCCCACCAUUAUCCCUCAGCUAAUCCAGGCUCCCUUCCACCAGACUGCAUGCUGCCUCUCAAUAACCAGUUGUCCAACAGCAGCACUUUCCCGAGGAUUCACUACAACUCCUACGACCAGUCUGACUUCUCCCCACCUGGGGACAGCAUCGGAGGGAUAAGUACAGGGACCAUGGGGACAUCCAUGUCCAUGGGCAUGGGGACAGGUAUGGGCAUGGCAGGGCUUAGUGCACGAACACCAAUGAUUACAAGUGGUUCAGCAACUAUAUCACAUCAUAUGACUAAGAAUGAGACACCUCAGAGUCUGCUGGAGUUUGAUAAGCAGCUACCUGGUGGUCGCGAUGGCUUCAGCACAUUGCAGUUUCAUCGCACAUCAGCAGUGGCUGCAGCCAAGCAGCGCACAGACAGUCCUGGACGCAUCCGUUACAUGCUGCACUCUGUGCAAAAGCUCUUUGCAAAAUCGCAAUCACUUGAGAGCCACAACAUGAAAGGAAAUGUCAAUGGACGCUCAGCUGGCAGCGGUGGAGGCUCAUCUGGCACAGACGAUGGAGGGAAGCACAAUCGCAGAUCCAAAAGUAAAGAUCGGGGUACAAAAUCAGAGGCAACUGCCAAGCGCCGGCCACGCUCCAACAUGUCUGGUUACUGGAGCUCAGACGAUUUGGACAGUAGCGAUUUGAGUAGUUACCAUAACACAAUGGCCAUGAUGACUCUGGGGCGUCCAACUGGCCAUGACAGCCAAGGGGGUCAGGGCAGAUACAUCCACAGUGGCUACAACACAAUCAGCUCCUCUAAAAGCAGCAAUGACAUGAAGUAUCAGCCACUUUCUGGACCUGGAGGUGGAGGUGGAGGCAGUGGUGGGGGACUUGGAAUAUCAGGAAAUAUGGUCUUAAAUGAUAGUGAAUAUAUGAAAGGAGGGUCCUGGUCUACACUGACCAUGGGCCAGCCAAGACAUGUCAUCCAGAAGGGUUCUGCUACUCUGGACAGGUCCAUGCUCAAGUCCAAAUCUUGCCAACAGGAAUUAACCUGUAAUUAUCUUCAGGUUGGAAGAAGGGGUGAUUGGAGUAGCACACUAGGCCGCCCUGGGGCACCCAAUGAAAUCCCAUGUCGGCGCAUGCGCAGCGGUAGCUAUGUGAAGGCCAUGGGAGACAUGGAAGACAGCGACGACUCAGAGGGAAGCCCCAAACCCUCGCCAAAAAGCGCAGCUCGCCGCCAGAGCUACCUCAGGGCUACACAGCAGUCUCUGAGCGACCAGCUACCCCCACGCAACUGUCUUCCAGCUCUCAGAGAGUUCUCUAAUAACCGCAGCCUGGACAACCUGGACUGCAUUGGGGGGACAGUUUCAUCUUUGCCAGGCUGGGAUGAUGAUGAUUUCAGCCAGGCCUGCAGCACCUUGGGCAGACGCAGCUGUUUGGGACAGCUACGAGACCUGGAUUUGACUCAUCAUUACGAGGACCGCAGCUCCGAGUCCACAUUCAGAGAUUCCCGUUCCCAUUCUCAGGACAACCCAGAGCCUCCAGACCUGCCCAUGCCCACAUGCUUCCGAUCACGCAGCCACAGCUACCUAAGAGCCAUCCAGGCCGGGUGUUCCCAAGACGACGACACAGCAUCCAUAGACUCAGGCUCACCCCCUCCCAUUGACACCACUGUUCGCACCUACAGCACCAGCACCGACGACCUUUCUACACAGUGGAAGAAAUGGAAAGAACAGUUUGGCUCUUACCUGAUAGCCACUGGUUUGGACAAAGCCCCAAAGGAGAAACAGCUUGCAAUUUUGCUUCAGCGUUUGGGGAAAGACAGACCACGCAUCCCACCCCCACGCACAGUUUCUACAUGCAUAACCACCUGUAAGAAGGCCGCUCCUCCACCAGUGCCGCCCCGUACAACCUCCAAGCCCUAUAUUUCUGUCACGGUGCAGAGCAGCACAGAGUCAGCUCAAGACAACUACCUAGAUCAGCAAGACCGGAGGUCAGAGGUCAACAGCCAGUCGAGUCACGCGCACAGCAACUCCUCUGACAGCCUUGACAGCACCCGUGCCAACAGCCUGGCCCGGGGUAUCCCCCGCCCUCCGCACAUCAUCCCCACUCCUAUCGCCAUCCCGAGAGAGCCAAUCGCCCUCGCCACAGUCAGCACUGCUACUGAGACCAGUGAUGCAGUAGUCCAGCAUGAAUUCAUGAAAUCAGGAUUAAGUAAAGGAAAUCUAGCAGCAGAGGAGCCACUGGUGGCCCCAGUACCCAGACGGAAACUCUCCUCCAUAGGCAUACAGGUUGACUGUAUUCAGGAAGUUCAACGGGAGGAGACCCCGCCACUGGCCAAAUUUCAGUCUAUUGGAGUACAGGUGGAGGACGGGUGGCAGCUCAGUCGCUCCAGUAGCAUGGCCUCAAAACAAGAAACAGAUUCAGACACACAGGACAUCCCCGUCAUCGCCCAUAUUAAUAACGCCAAAUCCACUGAGAAGAAAGUCAUGGUCAAUAGUGCCAGCCAAUCUAUGAGCUCCCCCCCUGGACAGGACUCUUUAGACAACGGAGACACCACUGGUGACACCUCGUCACCUCCACUACCCAGGCAGAUCCUCAACCGCUCCACCACAAGAAGUAGCUCUUCCUCCUUCUCAGAAAGUCUGGACCCAGCACUAGACCCCUCGUCGUUACCACCCCCAGACCCGUGGCUGGAGAGCGGGAACGGGAGUAACAGCAGCGCACCUCAGAGCGGAGGAGGGGGGACACUGUGUCGGAGAGACGGCCAUUGGUUCCUGAAGCUGCUGCAGGCUGAGACGGGACGCAUGGAGGGAUGGUGCCAGCAGAUGGAGCAGGAGACCAAAGACAACCAGCUGUCAGAUGAGGUGCUGGGGAAGGUCCGCAGUGCAGUGGGAAGUGCCCAGCUCUUAAUCUCCCAGAAGUUCCAGCAGUUCCGGGGACUUUGUGAACAAAACUUGAAUGUGAAUGCCAAUCCACGGCCCACAGCCCAGGACCUGGCUGGUUUCUGGGACCUGCUGCAGCUCUCCAUCGAGGACAUCAGUCUCAAAUUUGACGAGCUCUACCAUCUCAAGUCCAAUGACUGGCAGCCCGUUCCGUCUGCGGCCGCCCAGUCACCCCCUGAGCGGAAGGACGAAGAGAAGGCGGCACCUCCAGCGUCAAAGAAGCCCGGUAAAGGACGACCUACACUGGGCCGGGAGAAGAGCGCCGACUCCUCCACUACUUCUUCUUCGGCCUCUGCAGAGAAGCAGAGACAGGAGGCUCGUAAGCGUCUGUUGGCUGCUAAGAAGGCUGCCUCGUUUCGCCAGAACUCUGCCACAGAGAGCGCUGACAGCAUCGAAAUCUAUGUCCCCGAGGCCCAGACUCGCCUCUGAGAAACCAGGAUGAUGUGUGGUCGCAUCAAAGGACAGAUAAGUGUCUCUGAACUACCUGGACAAGAGAGAAAAACUCUUCCAAUGCAAAUGUUCUACUCUAAAUAAAGAUAGGUGUGGGAGUGUGAACGAGCAAUCAAAGUGUCAGUGAUCAGGGUCGGGGGUUGGUUUGGGCAUUUUUCUCACACUGAUACAUAGAGGCCGGUCCCAGUGGCAUCAAACACUCGUUAAAAACAUGGAAAGAGCGUGGACAGACUAUGAAGCCGGACACUCCUCAUUUGAGGCCGCCAUUGAAAACCUCAGCUGAUGAACUUUGUCAUUUAUUGUUACUCUUUAUCAUAAAAAUUGUUAAUGAAGGUAUUGUUAUUAUGAUGAUUAUAUCCUAAAGGAUCUAUAUGAAGACUGUUUUAAUUGUUCUUCUUUCUUGGCUAUAAGAUCUAUUAAGUGGACAGAGGCCAAGCAUUUAUGCUUUUCUGUCUCCCAUAAUUCCUCCUCUCUUCCCAGAUCAUCGGCCAUCUUGUAGCUUUGCACAACACCACCUUGUGGCCAUCGCACACACAAACACUAUAUCCACUGUACACACACUAAAAAAAACCACACCUAUGUAUGUCUUCCUUGUAUUUAUUUACUUUAUUCAUCAUUUGUUUUGUACGAAACUCCAAUGAAAUCAGGUAGAGGUGAAUAUUCUCGGGUUACGGUGUGCUGGAUUUGAAAGUCAGGGUUGAAGCGUUAUUUAGAUAGUUCCUGUCAGUGAAAUCUUGUGUGUCUCUUAAAAUGUUAAUGUGUCAAAGAUUUUAAACACUGGUGAGAUUCACCACUGUUGAAUGAAAGCACAUCCUGAGAUUAAUGAUGACCGAGCAUGAAGAUCUCAAUCAUUUCAGCCAGAAUGACAGUGGCCAUAGUGAAUUUUAUUUUCUUAUUUUAAACAAAAAACAAACAAAAAAAAAAAAAAACAAGCAAAGCAUCUUUACCUCCCUUUAGGCUGUUCUGCUUCUCUCUGCGUUGGUUUCCAUGUUUGUGCUGUUACUGCAAGUAUAUGAAUCAGGAUUUGUGUUCCAUCUGUUUAUUUAAUGCUUCUUUAAGUGCUUUUAUUAACCUCACUUAGCAGUCGACUCAUGCGUCUCCAAUGAAUCUAGAGCUUUUAUUGAUGUAACGCAGCAGCCGGAGUGUGUGUAAUAAUACUGUUUGUGUGAACACGCAUUAGGACUUGUCUGUCUUUUUUUUUUUUUUUUUUUAUAAUACAUUGUCCAAAAGCUUUCUGAUUUAUUUUUUGCCAUCAUCACUCAACAAAAUCACUCUGAGAUAUUUACCAUUAUUGCUUUCCCCCCACUGAACAUUAUCCAAAGUACCUGCACUUUUUUUAUUCGACAAAGAUUUAAUUAAAGCAUUACAUACACUA
Sphaeramia orbicularis (orbiculate cardinalfish) is the source of this 5529-nucleotide messenger RNA. It is a transcript of the gene dlgap4b, whose product is annotated as discs, large (Drosophila) homolog-associated protein 4b. Gene Ontology annotation, biological process: signaling. Gene Ontology annotation, cellular component: postsynaptic specialization; glutamatergic synapse. The record is from RefSeq and is a predicted model, not a curated record. The transcript has 14 exons. NCBI's taxonomy places the organism in Eukaryota, Metazoa, Chordata, Actinopteri, Kurtiformes, Apogonidae. Gene Ontology annotation, molecular function: molecular adaptor activity. The coding region runs from base 633 to 4133 and encodes 1166 amino acids.